CCAGGCUUUUACAGUUGGUCCGUGCGCACCCUAGAAUAUCUAAAUAAGCGCGCGUCAUCAUUCAUCUAGGGAUCCCACAUGUUUUCAUCGUUGUUGAAAACCCUAGCCAGACGUUUAGCCGCGCUGCUAAAUGGUUGUUCCAGCUGUGCUACAAGUCUUGGGCAACCGACGAACGAACGGCGCCGUGCCGUCAUUCGGCAGACGUCUUUUGAUUAUCAAACGACCCCUCGUCUCCAUCCCCCACACGAGAUCCUCGGCCCCGAAACCACUUUCAUUGACUCGUCGGACGAGGAAAGCUCAUAUAUCCGUCAGGUCCCAUGGCGUAGAAAUGAUAUAUUUUCACUACGGGCAACAACAACGUCAAUGCGUCUCCAUUCAAUGGCAGAGCCGCUCCUCACUGCAAAUCCGCUGAAGAAUCAAACUGCGCUGAUCAUAAUUGCCAAUCGAGCGGUGAUAGUCGACACACAAGUACCUAUACAAGCACGAAUGGGUUAUUUAAUAUCAGCGAAUGCAGACGAAAUUGUGCCGUAUGAUGGAGUCGCAAGUGUACACAACUCUCACUUAUUCUCUUUGGGUGCCAUCGCAAUCUACAUACAUGACAUUGCUACAACAACACAAUCAGCGGCAUUCGGUGAAGACACGCCAAGGAAGCGAAAGACCUACUCGUUCAUUAUCCAGUCGCCCAACGUCCACAAAAUGUUGGUGACAGACUCUCCAGUUCCUUUGUAUGAUGUAUAA
Suillus paluster is the source of this 738-nucleotide messenger RNA. RefSeq lists its product as uncharacterized. NCBI's taxonomy places the organism in Eukaryota, Fungi, Basidiomycota, Agaricomycetes, Boletales, Suillaceae. Bases 79 to 738 code for a protein of 219 amino acids. The transcript is spliced from 8 exons. The record is from RefSeq and is a predicted model, not a curated record.